Messenger RNA from Salvia hispanica, 438 nucleotides. The record is from RefSeq and is a predicted model, not a curated record. NCBI's taxonomy places the organism in Eukaryota, Viridiplantae, Streptophyta, Magnoliopsida, Lamiales, Lamiaceae.
AUGGACAUCGUUCUCACGGUUGAUGAGUACAAAUUUGUGCUCACUACUCCACGGGCCCCAGUGCCGGCGGCUAACACCGCGCAGGCAGUGCGAGAUGCGCAUAGACGGUGGCAUAAGGCGAAUGAGAUGGCUAAGUGUUAUAUGUUGGCCUCCAUGUCAACAGUGCUUAGACAUCAGCAUGCCGCCAUGGCGACUGCCGCUGAUAUUAUGCAAAAUCUCACAAAGUCUGCCCCCAGCUUUCAGCAGUUCAAGCUCAAUUUUGAGAUGAACAAGAGAAAUUACACCUUGGCUGAGUUGUUGACUGAACUUCAGUCAGAGGAUCUCAUGAACCAAGCUAAGGCUGCGAUGGUGACAAGACGGCUAUAUGAUGGAGAGAUCGAAGUCCAGCUGGGCGACGCUACUAAAGUGGCGGUCGUCGCAGUGGGAGGCGUUUAUUAG